AUGGACGCCAGCAAGAUGAUGCACAACCUCUCCUCCGCAACCCCGCGACCCCGUCCCGUCCUCUCCCCCCUCCCCGGCCUCCACCCUCCGCCAGGCCCACCACGCUCCCCCACUCCACCACCACCCUCUCCUCCACCCACCACCGACGGGGACACCCCCACCUACGAGUACAUCCUCCACCUCACCCCGUCCCUCACCACCGCACAAGAAAACGCCGCCAUCGCGAACAUGAGGAACGUGCUCGCGCAAGCCGGGGUGGAAAACGUGCUCGUCGAAGCGGAGGAGAAUGACGACGAUGGGAAAUUCUGGGUCGUGACGACGAGGGUGGAAAUUUUGGAGAGGGAGAUGAGGAGGGUGAGGGCUUUGAGCGGGGUGGAGGGAUUUGAGGUUAGUGAUGGGUUGGAGGAUAUUGUGUGA
Molecule: messenger RNA, 417 nt
Organism: Zymoseptoria tritici IPO323
Lineage: Eukaryota; Fungi; Ascomycota; Dothideomycetes; Mycosphaerellales; Mycosphaerellaceae
Exons: 2
Coding region: 1-417 (138 amino acids)
Source: RefSeq, a predicted model, not a curated record